This is a messenger RNA of Limulus polyphemus (Atlantic horseshoe crab), 2274 nucleotides long. Its product is annotated as Krueppel-like factor 1. Lineage: Eukaryota; Metazoa; Arthropoda; Merostomata; Xiphosura; Limulidae. Gene Ontology annotation, biological process: regulation of transcription by RNA polymerase II. The record is from RefSeq and is a predicted model, not a curated record. The coding region runs from base 114 to 1355 and encodes 413 amino acids. Gene Ontology annotation, molecular function: RNA polymerase II cis-regulatory region sequence-specific DNA binding; DNA-binding transcription factor activity, RNA polymerase II-specific. The transcript has 2 exons.
UUCGUGCUUCAACCAGAUACACAGGUGAGACGGAACGUAGCAGAAUUUACAAGUCGGAGGAACCUCUUUCACUAGCCAGGCUGUCCUGGCCCCCUGUUCCACCGUUUCAACUAAUGGCCUCUGCAAUGGCAGAUUUUCACGAUAUGUGGCAUGACAUAGAGAGUGUGUUGCUAGUCGAUUCACAGCCCUCUGACCACAACUUCAAAAUGAUGCAGCCGAAUACGAGUGCUUCCUUUUUACAUAUUCCUCCAAGGGUUGAGAUAUUGCCCCAGACUCAAAGAGAGGAACUGCAGCAGCACCCACAGGUCAACUUUGGUGCAUUUGUGCAGGAGUGGCAGCCGAAACAAAGGCAACAAAAACAAAUUCAGCUUCAGAGUAGCAUUGAUGACUUUCUACUGGAUCUAGACUUUGUGCUCAAUCCUGACGGAACAAGUCUUUAUACUGAAACACAGAACCACGCAGAUGUUUUGCAGAAACAGAUCCUCCCGUUUUACCAUACUUCCGUGGACACUUCUACCGCUAGUUGUGAAACGUUUCGCUCACAAUUAGGUCAUGUCCCUACUCAAUCAAUGUCUUCAAGUGUAACGAGCUCAGCCUAUAAUGUAGGGAUUUGUCCAACUUCAACGGUAGAGGCAUCCUAUGGAGGUCUCUCUUGGACACAGUAUAAUAAUAAUGAUGAUAAUAACAAGAUGGCGUUCGUGUCAAGCCAGAUAUCGCCGCCAGCAUCACCAGAAAGAACAGCUAUUCACUUUCAACAGAAAGUUCCUUCUACAAAUUUAGAUGUUUGUACAUCAGUUCCUCUAACUGUUUCAUCAACAGUGACACAACCGCAACGGCCCCUCUUACACCAGGUGGGUCGUCUUAUAGCUCCAGCUCCUCGUCAUCCCAUCCAACAGCAACAACAACAACAGCUUCAGCAACACCUUAGGAUGAUGACACCGCCAUCAUCUCCUCAUCUUGUAGACCUUCUAAGUGGAACCAAUAUGGCUAGAAAUGGAUAUGUGACAACAACGAAUAUGGUUCAGCUGCCUGAUCCCUCUCAAGCCAAGAACAAAAAAGGUCGUCGUAAUGUUGGGCGAAAAAAGGUCACAAGUCACUCCUGCUCUUAUCCGGGCUGUAAUAAAAUGUACACAAAGAGUUCGCACCUGAAGGCUCACCUCCGAACUCAUACCGGUGAAAAACCCUACCAGUGCACGUGGAAAGGAUGCAGCUGGAAAUUCGCCCGCUCAGACGAACUGACCAGACACUACCGAAAACAUACUGGUGACAGACCUUUCCAGUGCCGCCUAUGUGAGCGUGCAUUUUCCAGGUCGGACCAUCUGUCGCUCCAUAUGAAAAGACAUACAGCUGUAUGAAGUAGAUAAACACUAGAUUCUACCAAGAGAGUCGAGAAUAUUUGAAUUUUCCUUACAAACCAUGACAGAUUUAGUUCCUCGAGAAAAUAACUUAGCUUUGUAUGUAAGCACUUAUUUUUAUAUCGACAUUUCGAUAUUACUAUAGCUUGCCAGAUACAGGUGUAACGCGAGAGUGGGACCAGUUUUACUCAACUGACUUAUACAUUCAUUUCGAUUGGUCAUUCGAAGACUUAUUUAUGUAACUUUUCAAAAAAAAAAAUGGUGCCCUCAAAAUUAAACGAACGGACAAUCAAGAACCUUGAAAUAUUUAACAUCUAUGUUUAACAUAAGAAAAAAUUUAGUAGGUAAGUGAUUUAGAUAUAUCCUAAAGUUUGUGUAUAUGUCAACAUUUUCCUCCGAAGAUUAUAAACAUCGAUGAAUGUAAAGAAAACUAUAUAUAUGCUAUACAUAAACACUUAAUGUAGGCUUAGACUUUUCAAUGCAGUGCCUAAUUUAUUACUAUGAAUAAUGACAUCCAAAGCGGAUUUUGUUUCGUUAAUGAUGUCUUAUCUACUAAAAACUGUUGAAUGAAAUGAAGUGCAAGUGAUGAAGAAAAUAAAAUAUUCUAUGUUUUUUAACACCGCAGAGCUAAAAGAAUUGAUGUAUUACCGCCAAUCGUUUUAUUAUCUAAAAUAUUACGAAGCACCAAUUUUAAUAUCCUGUUCUGUUGUUCAACAAGCGACAUCUAUCGGAUGCCACUAUAUUUCAAGAACAUUCUUAGUUUAAAACGCCAUCAUUAAUUUUUAUUCGAAAAUUGCAUUUUAGUAAUCGCUGUAUAACAAAAAUUAUGUUUCGAGUUUUAUAACAAGAAACUACUUUGUACGCAUAACACAAUUAUAUGGGUAGCAUUAGGAAGACGUGUUUGACAUACAUAUAAUCU